CGCGGACCGCAGGGGCUCGCCCGGGCCCGCAACCCCCGAGCCGGCGCAGGCCCGCCCGCCGCUGCCCAGCCCGCCCCCGGCUCGGGGCGGGGCGCUCGCCCUACGCCCCUUUAUCAGCCGGCUCGGGGGCCCGCCUGGGAGCGUGCGGGUCGGAGCUGCCUGUCCCCGCGCCCCUGGGCCACAGCCUCUUGUUGAGUAGGGAACAGAAGUCAGUCAAAUUUGCCUGACAACCAACCACCAGACCAGGACACCCGAUCUCAGCCCAGUUCUGUCUGCUUUGCUGUGUGAUCUUGGCUCCCUCCCUGAUCCACAGCUAUGGCCACUGGAGUGGCCCAGAAGCUCAGCCACCACCCAUCGUCCAGUUUGCGGCAGCUCCACCGGGAACCCCAGCCACCCGCACAACCAGAGUCUGUCUUCACAGUGGACAGAGCCGCGGUGCCUCCCCUCUUCUGGAAGCCCUACAUCUAUGUGGGCUACCGGCCGCUGCACCAGACCUGGCGCUUCUACUUCCGCACGUUGUUCCAGCAGCACAACGAGGCAGUGAACGUGUGGACCCACCUGCUGGCGGCACUGAUGCUGCUGCUGCGGCUGGUCCUCUUUGUGGGGACCGUGGACUUCUGGGGAGACCCUCAUGCCCUGCCCCUCUUCAUCAUUGUCUUCGCCUCCUUCACCUACCUCUCACUCAGUGCCCUGGCUCACCUCCUGCAGGCCAAGUCCGAGUUCUGGCACUAUUGCUUCUUCUUCCUGGACUAUGUGGGUGUGGCUGUGUACCAGUUUGGCAGCGCCCUGGCGCACUUCUACUACGCCAUUGAGCCUGCCUGGCACGCUCAGGUGCAGGCCAUUUUCUUGCCCAUGGCUGCCUUUCUCGCCUGGCUUUCCUGCACUGGCUCCUGCUACAACAAGUAUAGCCAGAAACCCGGCCUGCUGGGCCGCACUUGCCAGGAGGUGCCCUCGGCUCUGGCUUAUGCAUUAGACAUCAGUCCUGUGGUACACCGCAUCCUGGUAUCCCCCAGCCCUGCCACAGACGACCCAGCUCUUCUUUACCACAAGUGCCAAGUGGUUUUCUUCCUGAUGGCUGCCGCCUUCUUCUCAGCCUUAAUGCCCGAGCGCUGGUUCCCUGGCAGUUGCCACCUUUUUGGGCAGGGCCACCAAAUAUUCCACGUCUUCUUGGUGCUGUGCACACUGGCUCAGUUGGAGGCAGUGGCGCUGGACUACAAGGCCAGGCGGCCCAUCUACGAGCCUCUGCACACCCGCUGGCCUCACAACUUCUUGGGCCUCUUUCUGCUCACCGUGGGCAGCAGUAUCCUCACCGCCUUCCUUCUCAGCCAGCUGGUGCGGCGCAAGCUCCAUCAGAAGGCCCAGUGAAUGGGCGUGGGGGCUCAUAGGGAGGGAUGUACAGAUGGGGUCUGCAGGUCUGGGCUUGUCCCCAGAUGGGGAGGCCUGGUUAAGUUUUUUGUGCCUGGCCUGAGGUGACUCUGCACACUCCUCAGUGGCCAGGGGCAGCACUGGCCAGUCCUUGGAGCUGGGGAUUUGCUGGGAGCUGCUGACGUCCAUUUCUGGGUCUGCCUCAGCUCCCUGUUCUGGGAGAGGGAAAGAGAUAAAGACCUGGGCCACCCUGUUUGCUUCCCCUCAUUGCUUCUCACUCAGGGUGAGGAUGGGGGUGUUGCUUGGGCCAGGAUACCAGGGUUUGGGUUUCUAGAUUAUCUAGAUGGGGCAAAAGGUGGGAUUUAGGCCAGAGUCAUAUUUGAUCUAAAAUACAAUGGUGUCCUCAGCAACUUCCUUUUAUUCGAAUUUCAUUGGUGGCUAUGCUCCAGAUAUGUACAAGAUCUUACCAUUUCUUGAAUUUUGAAGCUAUAGUCCCCAAGGGUAGGAGUGAGGCCAGGGGGGAAUGAAUCCCACCCAGUGCCCUGUAUUUCUUUAGCCACUAGUCCAGUGGAUCCCACAUCUCCUCACUGGGGUUUCUCCAACCAACGCAUCUUGUUCCCAGCCUGCUUCCUGGUUCCCUUGUGCUCCAUUUAGCUAUCCAGACAGUCUUCCCCGGGCCUCUGCUCAGAGGCAGACCAUCAGCUGGGGCUGCAGCUUCAUGCAGAAUGAUAAAGGCUUUUAGAGAGAAAUGGCUGGUAGGGGAGAAACACUGAGGAGGGACUGACCAGUGCUGCCUGGGACUCUCAGGGUCUUGGGAAAGGUGAAUAGAUGGUAAAGAGAGGAAGGGCAUUACAGGCAGAGGGGAAAACUCUAGCAAUAUGAAGUUCAGUGGGGCUGCAGCUAGAGGUAGUUUGGACUCUGACAUGUCCUGAGUACAAUAAAGUGACUGUGAUAAUUGCUGUCUCUUUGCUUUUUCACUCUUGUCCCAGUAAGGGGGCCCUUCCCAGA
This is a messenger RNA of Sorex fumeus (smoky shrew), 2373 nucleotides long. RefSeq names its product progestin and adipoQ receptor family member 7 (gene PAQR7). The coding region runs from base 316 to 1365 and encodes 349 amino acids. Lineage: Eukaryota; Metazoa; Chordata; Mammalia; Eulipotyphla; Soricidae. The record is from RefSeq and is a predicted model, not a curated record. The transcript is spliced from 3 exons. Gene Ontology annotation, cellular component: plasma membrane. Gene Ontology annotation, biological process: response to steroid hormone. Gene Ontology annotation, molecular function: nuclear steroid receptor activity; steroid binding.